This is a messenger RNA of Mercurialis annua (annual mercury), 2821 nucleotides long. Its product is annotated as E3 ubiquitin-protein ligase MBR2-like. The record is from RefSeq and is a predicted model, not a curated record. The transcript has 7 exons. Bases 425 to 2575 code for a protein of 716 amino acids. Lineage: Eukaryota; Viridiplantae; Streptophyta; Magnoliopsida; Malpighiales; Euphorbiaceae. Gene Ontology annotation, molecular function: ubiquitin protein ligase activity.
UCUCUCUCCCUCAAUCUUUUAAUCUCUAAUUUCUCAUCCUCAGUCUUUAUUUGUCAAUUUUUUUUCUGAUUAUAUUUCGCCAAUUUGUUCUUCCUCUCUGCAAAAAAAUAAGUAACUGAAAAUACCAGAAUUACCGAAAAACGUAAAUUAAAUUAAUUUAAAUUGAAGCUGCUACAGUUUUUCCUUUGUGUUUUCUGUGCCUAAUUUGAUCUUCAUAAUCGAUCCUCAUUUUGCAGAUUACUUACUGGUACUGAUGUGGGAGUUCAUUUUGGAGUGAAGAACUUGGCUGUUUUUUAGGGGUCAUUCAUUUUCUCCAAUUUGCCUGGUGUUCUCGUAUGUGUUCACGCAAGGCGCCACUUCUACUGGAUUCUGGUAGUACUAUAUAGAACUUUAACCAUUUUAUUAGGUGGUACAGACUGGUUCUAUGCAAAGGCAAUACAGUGCCAGUGAUUCCUUCCCUGAAACCAUCGGCAUGGAGCAGCGAUCUGUUCCAAAUAGUGUUGGGAUGAGUCAGCAAUCUUCUAUGAAUAACAUGCUAAAUCCAGUUGAAAACAGGUUGUCAAAUGAUGCUGUCUCUUACGAUGAGGCAUCAUGUGUAAAUGCUAUUACUCAUGAUGUUCAGAGCCUUAACGGAUGGUCCUUGGGUGAAUCUAGCUCUAGGAUGAAUCUUCAAAAUCAGGCCUUAGAUGAUAGUAUGAAAAUGGAAGAAAGACGGCCUUCUUCAUUCAAUCCUCAUACUGUGGCUGUUCCAAGGUCAGACGAAAGGCGAUUUGAAACAAAUGACAUUUUUAUGCCGGGGAGAGUUAGCAUUGGCAUCAGUGGCAGUGAGGGUAGGAAUGGGCAAGUACUUUUGCAGGGUUCCAGCUCUAGCACUGUCCUGUCAAAUCCAAAUCCGACCAGAGGGUAUGUGGGUGACAGUAGUAAUGGCCGACAUGGUAUGGGGAAUAUUUUAGGCUCUAAUCAUUUCAAUUCCAGAGGAUUAAAUUUUGAGCGGGUGUCUCCCGGUACUUCAAAUAAUAAUGUCGGUACAUCUGAAAGUUAUGGUUUUAUGACGGAUGAAACUGAUGGUGGUCCUGGUUCCUCUAUAGGAGGUUGGGGUUUGUCCUGCAAGAGAAAAUCCCUUGAAGGUACUUCUGGACAUUCUUAUCCAGGUGGAAGUUCAAGUUGCUUUCCGCAUCCCGAACACAGUGCAUGGAAUACAGGUACCAAUCGUAAUGCUUCAAGUAGCUUAAGUUUAUCUCCGCCGUCAUGGAAUUCUCUCAGUGUUAGCCCUCCUGAACAGUCAAAUACAAGAACCAGUUAUGAUGUAACUGGAAAUGCAGACCCCUCGAGAGAUUUCCGUCAGAGGGUAAAUUCCAGUCAUCAACAGGAACCUCUAGCAUUAAAUUUUUCAACGCCUGGUGGUGCUAGGCGUCCUAAUUUUUGGCCAAUGCACCAGUCUCUUAGACCUGUCCCACUUAGUGAUCCUUUGGACUUUAGAACAACACCAGCAACAAAUCCAAGUGCUUCUCAGGGACCACCUCAUGCCAUGCAUGCUUCUGCUUCAUCUAGAAACACAUAUCUUUUCCCUUGGUAUGGAUCUUCCACUUCAAGAGCUAGGCAUUCAUCUAGUUCUCAUAUUCCUGGAGAAAGAGGUGCUGCAUUACAUGAUGAGGCGAGUUUAAGAAGCAUCUCAAGAAACAACAUAGAGCAUUCCAUGUUUAUGCCUGUAACUGAGAUGAGAAACAUGGGACAAGAUCCAUCAGGUUGGAGUUUGGCUACUGGCAACAUUAGCUCGCCGUCCAGUGUUUCUUCUAAUAGGGUCAGUCCCAGUUCAAAUAUUCAUUCUUUGCCUGUACCCACCUGGCUUUCUAAUCAUAGCUCCACACUGAAUAAUCAGCAAAGGUUUUUGGAUUUUUCUCCGUGGUCCUUGUUUCCAUCCAUGGACUCUGAGCCUAGCGGCCGCAAUGGUCAUUUCCCUUCAUCAUCUGGGCCUUCUGCUUCCUCUCAAGAAACGGUUUUGUCUUCAGGAUCUGGCAGCCAAGGUCAUAAUCAACCAUUUCAAAGGUCAGCAUUCUUGGUGGAAGGACAAAGUGAUGAUGUUCUUGGGAUGCCUCGUUCUCUGAGAGCUUUAGCGGCUGACAUUGAAGGGAGGCAUCAGCUCAUAUCUGAGGUUCGUCAAGUCCUGAACGCAAUGCGCAGGGGUGAAAACCUACGGAUGGAGGAUUACAUGCUAUUUGAUCCAUUCACACAUCAUAGUAUGGCUGAAAUGCAUGAUAGGCACAGAGAUAUGCGCCUUGAUGUCGAUAACAUGUCUUAUGAGGAAUUAUUGGCAUUGGAAGAACGCAUAGGAGAUGUGAAUACUGGACUCAACGAGGGGACAAUUUUGAAACUAUUGAAGCAGCAAAAGUAUGCUGCCAUGACAGCAGAAACUGCAGACAUCGAGCCUUGUAGCAUCUGUCAGGAAGUAUACAAGGAUGGGGAUGAUUUUGGAAGGCUAGAUUGUGGACAUGACUUCCAUACAAACUGCAUCAAGCAGUGGUUAGCUUUGAAAAAUAUAUGCCCCAUUUGUAAGAUGACAGCCCUACCGACGUAGAUGACGAUCGGAGCUUAGAAAUUUUCUUUUCAUUUGAAAUUGAUCAUCAACCCAGAAACUGGGUGGAUGAUAUGCCUCAUUUGGUUAAAAAAAGAAAAAGAAAAAAUUACAUAUGAAUUGGAUAAUCUUAUGUCUGUUAUAAAUUACACCAUGACUGAAAAGGGUUUGUCCAUCUUCUAAGUAUUAUGACAAUCAUGAAAUUAAAUGGAAUAAUGUCAACAUGAAUAGCUUAUUUUCAUGAUCAAA